Messenger RNA from Branchiostoma belcheri (Belcher's lancelet), 1565 nucleotides. RefSeq names its product protein odd-skipped-related 2-like. Gene Ontology annotation, molecular function: RNA polymerase II transcription regulatory region sequence-specific DNA binding; DNA-binding transcription factor activity, RNA polymerase II-specific. The transcript is spliced from 5 exons. Gene Ontology annotation, biological process: embryo development; regulation of transcription by RNA polymerase II. Gene Ontology annotation, cellular component: nucleus. NCBI's taxonomy places the organism in Eukaryota, Metazoa, Chordata, Leptocardii, Amphioxiformes, Branchiostomatidae. The record is from RefSeq and is a predicted model, not a curated record. Bases 26 to 1114 code for a protein of 362 amino acids.
AGGUGGUUCUUAAGGUGUUUCCAAGAUGCCCAAGAUAUUCCUGAUCAAGCAGAGGUCUGAAGAGGCAGCACAAGUCUCGGAACAACACGGUGUGAUGAAGCGCCCCCUGUCUCCAGACGCCCACCCUGCAACACACUGCCCUGAUGUUUUAGUACCGACGCCGCUGCCGCCCCGGCCGGAUCUCCCCUUCCACCCUCUCCCCGUCAUGGCUUCCCCGGCUCUUCGCAUGUUGCCGGUCCCUCCGCACCUACUGCCCUGCAGUCUCUGGUGCGGCUCUCCACCGGCGGAGACCCUCAUCCCACCCAGGUUCCCCCUACUGCACACCCCCCUUCCGUUUUCCUUCUCCCCGUACCCCCCUCCCCCUCUUACUGUGCCCGUACCGAAAGUUUCCGCGGAUAUCAACGGGGGAGGGGCGAGGGGGAAGCCGCGGUUCGACUUCGCUAACCUCGCGAAGGCCGUGACGGAGGACGAUACAAACAGCAGUACCCGGCAGCUGUUUCACGGGCUCGGGUUUCCGGCACCGCACCGCCCGCUCAACCCCGGCGGGUACGCCUCCGCCUUCGUCCCGAAGGUGGACCGCCGGUCGGCCCGGGGGCGCCUCCCGUCGCGAGCCAAGAAGGAGUUCAUCUGCAGGUUCUGCGGUCGGCACUUCACAAAGUCGUACAACCUUCUGAUUCACGAGAGAACUCACACGGACGAGCGGCCCUACUCCUGCGACAUCUGUCACAAGGCUUUCCGCCGACAGGACCACCUCAGGGACCACAAGUACAUCCAUUCCAAGGAGAAGCCGUUUAAGUGCCUGGAGUGCGGGAAGGGUUUCUGCCAGUCGCGGACUCUGGCGGUGCACAGGACGCUCCACCUGCAGGAGUCCCCGCACAAGUGCCCCACCUGCGGCCGGACCUUCAACCAGCGGAGCAACCUGAAGACGCACCUGCUGACUCACACGGACAUCAAGCCGUACCAGUGCGCCAACUGCGGGAAGGUGUUCCGGAGAAACUGCGACCUGCGAAGGCACAGCCUCACACACUGUGAGGAGGGGGAGGGAGAGACGACGCUAGGGUCACCCGAUCGCGAGGACACCCGGUCUACUCCCAGCCCUGGCCAGCAGCAAUAACGAACGCAAAGACAGCCACAGAAUAUCUAGAAAUCUAGAGAAAAAGAACUGACUGAGAAUAGUUUGGGUUCCUGGAACGCAAAGGCAGCCACAGAAACUGAAGAUCUAGAGACUCGGGGUAGCCUGGAUGCCAGACUAUUUCUAGGGCGUGUACAGGCCAGGUCCUUGGUUCUAGGACUUGCACAGGAUAGCCCCUCGGUUCUAAGGACAAUAUACCUCCAAGGAAAAGUCUGGCAACACUCUUGACAUCCAGGCGACCAAGAUUUGAGCUCUGAAGAGACAGAACUAACAGACUGAGGAUACUAAAAGUUUUUAAGAUGGUCUGCUUUGGAACACCCGCAAACCAGCAAUUUGGCCUGUAGAGAUGUAGAAUUCUGAGAAACCUAGAGGACGAGGACAAUAGUGAUGGACCAUGGCCAUUUUCGCUUAGUCCACGGAAGAUGCCUGACCU